AUGUCUCUAUCAUUUUUUCGAUACGGCUCACGCCGUUAUCUAUCAGUUUUUAAAACACAAGCUUCAAAAAUUAGUUCAGCGGAUUCGGAUAAAAAAUCUCUUGCACCACAAACAAAAUUAUCGAAUGAAAAAAUUGUUAAAGUUUAUCAACAAGCAGAAGAUGUUGAUCAAAAACGUGUUACACUUCCUGUUAAUCGAGAUUUAUAUCCAGCAGAUACUCCAACACAUACUGGUCAAGUCUAUGAUCAUGAUGAUUAUCGAAAUGCUCGAUUUGUUAAUCGUGGAAAAUUGGUAAAUCCUCGAUUUGCAAUUGAUUUUAUUCGUGAUGAUCCUGUUGUUGUCUGUAAAGCUCGUGGUGUUUGGUCGGAUAGUGGUGGUCCUUUAGGUCAUCCUAAAGUGUACAUUAAUUUAGAUAAACCCAUAGUACACAAUUGUGGUUAUAGUGGUCGAAAAUUUAUACAACAAAAAUACUAUGAUGAAAGUAAACAUGGUCCAUCAAUUACAUAUGAAGAGUAUAUAGCAGACGUUCGAAAUAAAAAAGAUUUUGCUUAUGAUUCAGCAAAGGCGGUACCAUAUCAAUAA
This is a messenger RNA of Rotaria sordida, 582 nucleotides long. The record is from the annotation of a GenBank genome assembly. NCBI's taxonomy places the organism in Eukaryota, Metazoa, Rotifera, Eurotatoria, Philodinida, Philodinidae.